Molecule: messenger RNA, 429 nt
Organism: Microthlaspi erraticum
Lineage: Eukaryota; Viridiplantae; Streptophyta; Magnoliopsida; Brassicales; Brassicaceae
Source: the annotation of a GenBank genome assembly
AUGGAUGGUGAGGGAAGAGAGGAAGAUAAUGGUGGCGGAAGAGGAGCAGCAGGUGGAGGAAGGGCUAGCACUGGCGUUGGUGGAGGGAGGGUUGGAACCGGAGAUGGCGUUGCUGGUGGUGGCAGAAUUGGCAAUACAGGUGGGAGUAGAAUCGGUGUUGGGGGUAAUGGCGGUGGUGGGCAAGGUACUGGUGGAGGUGGAGCCGGGGCUGGGCAAGUACUGGUGGAGGGGGCCGGGGCUGAGACACAAGUAUGCAAGGCUGCGGAGGAGGAGGUGUUGGGGCUGAGACACAAGUUAUGCAAGGCGGUGGUGGAGGCGGUGUUGGUGGUGAUGGUGGAGGUGGGCAAGGAACCGGGGCUGGCGGUGGCGGUGGUGGUGAGCAAGGAACUGGUAUUGGUGGUGGUGGUGGUGAUGCUUCUACACAAUUAA